AUGGAUAAUACAGUUAUUAACAAUAAUGGCCAACUUAAAGCUAGAAUACAAAAGAGAAAAGUGGUGUCGAAUAAUACACAAUCAACUUCUAUUUCAAAUUCAACUUCAAAUUUUAUAAAUCAAGCUUCAAAAUUGAAAAAUACAAGAAUAAAUGAAAUAAAGAAACAAAAACAAGAUUUUAUUACAAGGAUCAAUUAUAAUCAUUUAUUAACUACUGUUAUGCUACCACUAAUAACAUUGGUUUAUAUAUUCUAUAAGAAAGAAAGUAUUGUACCAGAAAAUCAAUCAACUUUAUACUUUUUAUGCGUUUAUUACAAUUUCACAUUACUAUCUUUUACAGCCGGUUAUCAUAAAUAUUUCUCUCAUAAUUCAUUCAAGACUAGUUGGUCAUUAUUAAAAUAUUAUUUUGCUAUUUUUGGUUCUUCUUGUGGUUUAGGUUCAAUUAGAUGGUGGGCUUCAUUACAUCGUGCUCAUCAUCAUUUCACUGAUGAUACUGAAAAAGAUCCAUAUUCAAUUAAAAGAGGCUUAAUUUUUUCACAUUAUGGUUGGUUGUUAAAAAAACCAAAAAUUGAUAAAUUUUAUAAAGAUUUUAUUGAAUCUGAAUUUCCAUUAAAUAGUUUAGAUUUAUCAGAUGAUGAACAGAACCUAAAUCAUUUCUUACUAUGGCAACAGAAGACUUAUUUAAUUUGGUUUUUUAUCACUUCAAUUAUACUACCUGCUUUAAUUACAAAAUAUAUCUGUUAUGACACCUUUAUUCAUGGUAUUAUUUACCCUGGUAUUUUGCGAAUGUUUUUAUGUCAACAAAGUUUAUUAUCAACAGAAUCAUUAUGUCAUCUUAAAAAAAUUCAAGUGCUAAUCCCCACUCAACCAUUUAAUGAUAAAAAUUCAUCACAAAAUUGUAAUAACCCCCUUAUUUCAUUUUUAACAUAUGGUCAAUCACAUCAAAAUUAUCAUCAUGAAUUUCCUCAUGAUUAUAGAUGUGAUGAUAGUUAUUUAACUUAUGAUCCAACUAAAUGGUUUUUAUAUACUUUAGAACAAUUUGGUUUAAUUGAUGAAGUUUGUAGAACUCCAAAUAAUUUGGUAGUGCAAUUAAAAUUACAACAACAACAACAUACCAUAAAUAGAAUUAAAUCUCAAUUAAAUUGGGGUACUCCAAUUUCAAAAUUACCCAAAAUAAAACCUUCUGAUUUUAAAAGAAUUAUAUCAAAUUCAAAAAAUAAAGAUAGAUUAUAUAUUGUAAUUCAAAAUAUUAUUCAUGAUAUAACUCCAUUUAUGGAUCAACAUCCUGGUGGUAUACAAUUAUUAAAAGCUUCCCAUGGUAAAGAUGCAACAAAGGCAUUUUAUGGUGGGGUUUAUGGUCAUUCUACUGCUGCUAUUAAUUUAUUAGCUACUAUGAGAAUUGGUAUAUUAGAUAAUGGUAAUGAAGAAGAAGUUUGGAAACGAGUAUUUAAAGAAGAAGGUGAAUUGGAUGAUACAAAUAAUUCAAGAAAUAAUCAAGGUCAACAAUAUAGUACUGCUGAAGCAGCAUAA
Molecule: messenger RNA, 1530 nt
Organism: Insectozyma verbasci
Lineage: Eukaryota; Fungi; Ascomycota; Pichiomycetes; Serinales; Debaryomycetaceae
Source: the annotation of a GenBank genome assembly